Myxocyprinus asiaticus (Chinese sucker) is the source of this 4657-nucleotide messenger RNA. RefSeq names its product chromodomain Y-like protein. The record is from RefSeq and is a predicted model, not a curated record. Gene Ontology annotation, molecular function: transcription corepressor activity. NCBI's taxonomy places the organism in Eukaryota, Metazoa, Chordata, Actinopteri, Cypriniformes, Catostomidae. The coding region runs from base 358 to 2148 and encodes 596 amino acids. Gene Ontology annotation, cellular component: nucleus. The transcript has 7 exons.
GCCUCUAAUCUGCGUUCGAUUGAGACUUCCUGUGUGGUAGAACUGAGAGAGGGCAGGCGAGCGCGUAAUCAGCUCUGCCUACGGACUAGUUUACGGUAAAAUUGCUGCCUGUACCGACAAAAGUGCUCUUUUGGACUUAAUCGGGAAUGAAAUGCUUAGGUACACCUAUAAUGUUGCUGGCUAGCCCUUGACUGCGUUAGCCGGAGAUCUAGACGGCGCAGAGAUCCACGGUGCGGGUCAAGCACAUCUCACCCGACAAACUGAAAAAAGAAGAGGCCAAAAAAGACAACUGUAACUGGAGGAAAAAAGUGUCUACCAAUCCUCACGGAUUGCCGCAACGUCGAAGAUUAUCGGGACAUGAUGACCACGGAGGAACUGUACGAGGUGGAGAGAAUAGUGGGUAAGCGUAAGAACAAGAAAGGGAAGACUGAGUAUCUGGUCCGCUGGAGAGGCUAUGGCUUUGAGGGAGACACAUGGGAGCCGGAAAGUCACCUGUCCAGUUGCAUUCAGUUCAUCCAUGAAUUUAAACGUCAGCACAGCGAGAAGCAGAAAGAUGGAGCUUUAAUACGUUCCACACGCGGCGCUCCCAGCACAACCGGAGGUAACACUAGCAUCAAUGCCCGCAAACAGAUCAGCAGGCCUCAUCAACCCAGCAGCAGUGCGAGUCCUAGCCCAGUGAAGAACUCUCCACCUGCCCCAAGCACACCCUUCAGCAGCUCCACGAAACUGCUUCAGCCACCACAGCCUUCACCAGACACCAUUGACAGUGGGAGUAAAGCAAAUGCACAGCAGCAGAAGAGCAAGCGUUCAGCUGGCAUGAGCAGUACUGGCGUAACGAGCACAAUAAGUGAUACUAUCCCAAUGGCAGCGCCAACUACAGCCCCCACUGUGAGUGCACUACGCCGUAGUAUGGACCUGGCUAAAUCUGGCAUUAAAAUUCUAGUGCCAAAGAGCCCAAUGAACAACCGCACUGACACAGAGGAGUCGCCCAGUGAGGCGGCGCACAGUUUGGAACAGGGAGGCCAAGAGCCAGAUGCAGUUCCUCCUGAAGUUGCCCUGCUGGAGAAACCUGCCGGGAUUGUGCGUGUACCAGGAGAGGAGCGGGCUCGGAUGGGCACGAGGCCCAGGACGCAAAUGGCCCUUCCACCACCACAGAUUCCCAUUACACCAGCGGCUGUCAGCAUGUUAAACGGGAAAGGAGUGACUACUCUCAUGGAGGCAUCAUCAGCCAAUGGAACAGCCAUUACACAGAGUGGUGCGGCAGGAGGGAUGGGCAGCUCAGGGCUAACAGGGAAACGCCGUUUUGAGGACCGUGCGACUUUCGACAAGCGCUUGCGUUUCAGUGUUCGUCAAACUGAGAGUGCAUACCGUUACAGGGACAUUGUAGUUAAGAAACAAGACGGCUUUACACACAUUCUGUUCUCUACUAAAACCACAGAGAACAACUCAUUGAAUCCUGAUGUAAUGAAGGAGGUUCAGAGUGCCAUGGCCACAGCUGCAGCUGAUGACAGUAAACUUGUGCUGCUAAGCGCUGUGGGAAGCGUGUUUUGCUUUGGUCUCGACUUCAUUUACUUCAUCAGACGGCUCACAGAUGACAGGAAAAAAGAAAGCAUCAAAAUGGCAGAGACAAUCAGAACAUUUGUCAACACCUUCAUUCAGUUCAAGAAGCCCAUCAUUGCUGCUGUGAAUGGACCUGCUAUUGGGCUUGGAGCGUCUAUUUUGCCCUUGUGUGAUGUAAUCUGGGCCAAUGAGAAAGCUUGGUUCCAGACUCCUUACACAACUUUUGGUCAAACCCCAGAUGCUUGUUCCUCUGUAACAUUCCCUCUCAUCAUGGGAGUAGCCUCGGCAAAUGAAAUGUUAUUGAGUGGGAGGAAGCUGACAGCCCAGGAGGCUUGUGCCAAAGGACUGGUGUCUCAGGUUCUGUGGCCAGGGACCUUCACACAGGAAGUCAUGGUUCGCAUUAAGGAGCUAGUAUCUUGUAAUUCAGUUGUUCUGCGCGAGUCCAAAGCGCUGGUGCGGAACAUUAACCGGGCCGCCCUGGAGCAGGCCAACGAGAGGGAAUGUGAGGCACUUAAGAGGGUCUGGGGCUCUCCUCAGGGCAUGGACUCCAUACUCAAAUAUCUCCAGAAGAAAAUAGAUGAAUUCUAAGUAGUUAAAAUGUCCUGCGGAUGUCAAAAUCUCCAUUUUCAUCUGCAGACACCAUUCUCAAGUGCCUGAUGUUGAUGCCAGAGUUGAUUUAUUAAGACAAGGAUUGUCAGUGGUGAAUCUUCAUUACAAACUUUGUUUAGUAGGAUUGUGAUGGAAAAAACACGACGUGUUCUAACCUGCAUUCGCCUUCGUCCAGGGCGCAUUUCCUUUUUAUCAGACUGCAAAAAAGCAGCAUCUCUUUCUGCUACACUUGAUAAUGUACUUAAUACAGAGUUUGUGAUACAUCUUGCAUGUCUUUCUCUAGACACUGUGCAGAAAGAAAAAUCUGUCCUUCUCUUGCCUUCAUGUAAAUUCAUGUCAUCCUUUGACUCUAGCUCUGUUCUAUCAAGACUGGCCACAAACGUAUGACUUGUCUAAAUAUGACACGGUCCCGAAUUGCUUUGUCAUAUGUAAUAUGGUAUUGGAUUAUUUUUUAACACGCCUCUAAUGGGGAUUUGAAUAGGUUGAAGUUUUGCGUUUGUGUGUGUAUGUGUGUGCACGCGUGCCUCAGUUUGAUUACCGUUAAAGGGAUAGUUCACCUAAAAAUGUUGUCAUCAUUUACUUACCCUCAAGUUCUUCCAAACCUAUAUGACUUUCUUUCGUAGAACACAAAAGGAGAUGUUAGGCCCAGCAUUAGCCUCAGUCACUGUUCAUUUUCAUUGUGUGGCUGAGGCUGUCAUUCUGCCUAACAUUUACUUUUGCGUGCCACAGGUGAGAAAAAGUUAUACUUUUUUGGAACAAAUAAUGACAUAAUUUUUCUUUGGGGGUGAACUUUCCCUAUGAACUAACAGGCCAUUAUUAGAAUCAAGCCUUUCGUAAGCAGUAGGCUAUUCUUUAUUAGGUACUUUUAUUACAUUGUCUUUGUAACUGUAAAAGUCUUAAGGGAAUAGAUCACCCAAAAAUGAAAAUUCUCAUAAUUUACUCACCCUUAUGCCAUCCCAGAUGUGUAUGACUUUCUUCAGCAGAACACAACUGAAGAUUUUUUUAGAAAUAUAUUUCAGCUCUUUAGGUCCACACAAUGCAAGUGAAUGGGUGCCAGUAUUUUGAAGCUCCAGAAAUCUCAUAUGUCCACAUAAAAGUAAUCCAUACAACUCCAGUGGUUAAAUCAAUGUCUUCAGAAGCGAUCUGAUAGGUGUGGGUGAGAAACACAUCAAUAUUUGAGUCAAUGUUUACUAUAAAAUCUCCACUUCAACUUUCACAUUUUUCUUGUGUUUUUUGUGAUUCACAUUCUUCAUGCAGGGAGAAGAAUCUCUUGCAAAAAUGGACUUAAAUAUUUAUCUAUUUCUCACCUGCACCUAUUAUGUCACUUCUGAAGACAUGGAUUUAACCACUGGAGUCAUAUGGAUUAAUUUUAUGCUGCCUUAUGUGCUUUUUGGAAUGUCCAGACUUUGACACCCAUUCACUUGCAUUGUAUGGACCUACAGAGCUGAGAUAUUCUUCUAAAAAUCUUAAUUUGUGUUCUGCAGAAGAAGGUCAGUCACACAUCUGGGAUGGCAUAUGGGUGAACUAUUCCUUUAACCUUGAUUAUUCAGACAGAUCUUCAGCAUUGACAUCGGUAAGCCUUUUGUAGUAAUUUUGCCUUUAUGAAUGGAUACUCCCCUUUGCCUAAUGUUGUGGCAACAUCAAUGCCUGUGGAAGAUUAUUUAAUCUAAUUAUUAAACAAAUGCUUAGGAAUUUGGCAUCAAUGCUGCUAUAGCAUCAAUUUAAGCAGACCUGACUGACCUUACUAAUGCUUAAAAAGUCUAUGAACAUGAUUAUGCUCAGUUUAAAUUGGCCAUAACAUUCAAGUGAACAAAAUAUAUACUCAAAUUAAUGUGGAUUUGCAAGCUUCUGGUUUAAAUAACAGGAAUUAAGUUAUUUGUAUCAAAGUUAAACUUUGUACAUUUUGCUGGUUUAAUUUGAAUGUUUUUAGAUUACAAACAGUUUGCUUUAGAGUAACAAUAUACCACCAAAUAUUUUUGAUGUAAAUGUUGAUCACUUAAUUUUUUUAAUUUAAUAACUUAAUGACAAAUGUAAUGAGUUAUAUUCCUCAUAUGAGUCAACUAAGAAUGCUGGCAUUUUGAACCUGCAUACAUGUGUUCUGCUGACUCGAACAGAUUGGACUGCUGUGUCAUUAGAAGAGUCCUGGAUAUUAAACGUACAUCCCUAAGGGAAGAUCCUACUGAAAACAGUGUUGCCUUAUCCACUAUAACGCCUACUAUAUAGUAUGCACUAUUAUUGGAUGGCAAAGGCUUUCUUUCAAUUCAAUAUUUUAUUUUUGUAUAAUAAUGGAGUGUGGGGUUGAAGUAGGUUGAGAAAUAUGGGUUAUGAGAAUUACGAAACUGCAUCCUGACCAUGUUUCAAACAAAUACAACAUUAUAAUUUUAAGAGUGCUAACAAAUACCUGCAGAAAUAUCUACAGUUGAACCUCAGUUUUUCCCAGUCUGAUAAUCCUACCUGUAAAAAAAAUUUUUUUUUUUUUUUUUUUUUU